AUAAAAUAAAAUACAGAUUAAAAGUGAAUAAAUAAUUGGUGAUAGAUAGUUAGGCUUUGAUAAAAUACAAUGAUAUAAUUGUUUUGCUACCAUAUCAAUAUGUUUAUAUUUAUUUGAUUAGAGUUAUACUUAUAAUUAUUAUUAACAUUCCUUUUUGUUGUUGUUUGUUUAUUAUUAUUUAUUAUUGUCGAGUUAUAUUACGUUAAAUGAGAUGUUAUAUAUACAUAAUUUUAUUAUUUUUAUUGUAGGAUAUAUAAUAUUCAACAAUGACGACAAUUGAAACUCUGCAAGUAAAUGAAAGAUCAUUUACAAUUGCAUUGAAGGCUUUGAGAAUAGGUUGUGGACCUAAUUUAAGCACAAAAAUCUGGAAAUUGAUAAUGGUUGACAAAGAGGUAAGUCACAAAUUUAAUUAUAACUUUAAUUUUUACAAUUUAUCUAUUUAUCACUAUCACUCAAUUUGCAGGGUGUCCAAAUUGGAGUGACAAUGUUCAAUAAUGAAAUAAGCAAAUUUGGAAAAAAGUUUGAAUCCAACAAAACGUAUUUAAUCUCUAAUGGAGAGGUUAGAAACGUUAAUACUAUGUAAUCAAGCAUCCAUAGAGAAAAAGAGAUCAUACUCAAUAGAUACUCUGAUAUAAAGGAAGCAUUCGACGAGAUAGAGUAUAAAAUACCAUAUAAUUUUGUGGAGUUCAACGAUGUGGAACAAAAGCUUGACAAGGAAGAAGAGUUUGGUAAGUGAAAUUAGUUUAAAAUAUUCCUUCAAAUAAAACAUACAUUAAACUCUAAAUAUAUAAUUAUAUAAAUAAAAACAAAAAAAUUGUCACAGAUAUUUCUGGAAUGUUAGUACAAGUACAAAAAAGUCAACAGAUUCCUAUCAAAGGAGUGAACAAGGCUGUGAGAAACAUAACUCUCAUGAACAAAAAAUCUGAACUUGUAGAGAUAUCUUUAUGGGAAGAUAUGGCGAAAAAUGAAGGACAUGACCUUGAACAAAUAACUGGAGGCAAGCCAACUGUUGCAAUUUCCUAUGUCGUGGCAAAAAGGGAAUUUGGUAACAAACAUAUUAUAUAUAUUUUAUUAAAAUAAUACUUCAUUUUUUUAAUUUGUAAUCUACUUAUAUAUAUAUUAUUUAGGUGGUAUACUCUUGCAAAAUACAAUGAGAUCCGUCUUGCAAAUUACACCAACAUGCAAAGAGAUCCAGCUGAUCCAAUCGUGUUCUGAUGUUGAUGAUGAUGCAUUAGCAAUUGCUAAAUUAGCAAUGGCACAAAAAAUAAAACAAGCAAAGGAAAUCACUCUUAAAGAUCUCAGAGACAAUCAACAUUUAUUAUCAGAGGGUGUUUCGUAUUGUUUUACGGGAAUUAUCGACAAAGUUGAAAAUAAAGCAACAAUAUGGUAUGAUUCUUGUAAAAAUUGCAACACAUCUUUCUCCAAAAUUGAUGAGAGUGCAAUAUGCAAAAAAUGCAAUGAAGAAGUUCUUGAGACGUCGCCCAGAUACAGAAUCACAAUAAAUGUUAUACAAGGCGACUGCAAUGCACGUAUUACACUAUUCGGUCAAGUGGCAGAGGUAUAUGUAGGAUGCUCUGUGGAUGAAUAUCUUUCUUCAAUCAAAGAGGGUGAAACAGAAUCCACAUACUAUAGACGACUAAGCACACAAGCGUACACAGAAAUGCGCUUCAUGACGAUGCUAAAGUCUAUAAAAUUUGAUCAACGAGGAAAUCUCAAUAUCGUAGCAAAUGCAAUCGAAAAAAUGGAACCAAUGGAAAGCAUCGAUGUUGGAGAUAUUGAAGAAGAGUUGACUGAAGUGGAGGAAAAGAAACAUUCACCCGAGAAAACAAAAAAGAAAAUUCCGUCUAGAAAAAAACAAACUACGAUGGAGUUGCAGCCCACAGAAUCGCAAAAGAAAAAAAGAAGGAUAACCAAGAAAAAGUUUGAUGACUACAUUGACAUUACAAGUGACGACGAUCUGCCGCUGAACAGCAUUUUGCAAACCAAAAAUAACAAGAAGAGAUCCCCAAUCGUCAAAAUCAAACAAGAAAAGAUUUAAAAUUCGUCUUACUCCUUACUUAGAUAAUUUAGGAUGUUUUUCAUAGAUUUUUUUUGCAUUUUUAUUUAGAAGUAUGAAUAUUACUUUAUUACUUUUAAAUUUAAUCAUUAAUAGUUGCAUUGGUUCCUUUUUUUAUUUAAAUAGUAAAAAUCAAACGUGUU
Messenger RNA from Salvia miltiorrhiza (redroot sage), 2199 nucleotides. RefSeq names its product replication protein A 70 kDa DNA-binding subunit D-like. The transcript is spliced from 6 exons. The coding region runs from base 1151 to 2038 and encodes 295 amino acids. NCBI's taxonomy places the organism in Eukaryota, Viridiplantae, Streptophyta, Magnoliopsida, Lamiales, Lamiaceae. The record is from RefSeq and is a predicted model, not a curated record.